Harmonia axyridis is the source of this 988-nucleotide messenger RNA. RefSeq lists its product as uncharacterized. NCBI's taxonomy places the organism in Eukaryota, Metazoa, Arthropoda, Insecta, Coleoptera, Coccinellidae. Bases 185 to 580 code for a protein of 131 amino acids. The record is from RefSeq and is a predicted model, not a curated record. The transcript is spliced from 3 exons.
UGUUCGUGGAGACUUGGAGAGUGUCGUGGAUAUAGUAUCUUUUUACUUUUUUAGUCGGUAAAAAAAAAAAACAAGCUUCAUGCUAUAGUGCACAGUAGAGAUAAUACAAAACAAACAGUUCUCGAUUUGUAAUUGUAAAUAUUUAUUUUCACAAUUGAGAAUUUACGAAGUGUUUAAGUCAGAAAUGGAAACAAACCUGAAAAUUUUCCUAGAUCAAAAUAAUCAUCACAAAGUAAAGAUGGAAAUGGGAGAAGAUGAUGAUAGCUAUGAAAAAGGAAACUCAUUUGAUUUGGAUUUUCAGUACACAACUGAUGGGGGGCAUAUUGAGGAUAAAAAGACUGAAAUCAUUGAAAUUGUUCAGCAUUACACUGAUGAUAAUGGAAUAAGAUCAUCUUUGAAAUAUGAAACAGGCGAGUUUUCUUUCAACCAGAAAAGCAAUCUCGAAGGACAUAUAGAUGCUGUACAUUUGAAUAAAAGGGAACAUGAAUGUCUCUUAUGUGAGUUUGCAGCCAAUCAGAAAGAGCGGAGACCGAAGCUGAAACGUCUACAACAAAGAGGAUAUUGCGAACAACUGAAAUGAAGACCUCUAAGAAUAAUGGUAUACAUACUGGCGGACAGACAGAAAUUCUAUUAUAAAAGAGAAGUGCUAAGUGGACGAUGUGGUCAGAUGUAUAAGGAAGAGGCGGAGAGAGUGGAACCAGCAUGAGGACAGAAUGAGCCUAGACAUGGCUAAGAUCAUCAGGGACAACAAACCCCUCGGAAGAAGACCCGUUAGAUGACCACCAAAGCAAUUGUGAGAUAGCUGGCAAUCCACGUCACAGGAGACAUACACCAGAGAAAGCAGGCGGUACGUCUUCUCAAGAAGAAGAAGAAAAUGAAGACUUGCUAAUUUCAUAAUUUUUUUGAGAAAUAAUUUCCAUUUUAUGAGUUAUUUUAGUAGAUUUCUUAUGAAAACAAUGUACAGUAAAUAAACUCUCGUAAAAUACAA